This is a messenger RNA of Leptosomus discolor (cuckoo roller), 1031 nucleotides long. The record is from RefSeq and is a predicted model, not a curated record. NCBI's taxonomy places the organism in Eukaryota, Metazoa, Chordata, Aves, Leptosomiformes, Leptosomidae.
GAAGCAGCAUCUGGUCUCUUUUCUCUCCCAACGUCAAGAAGAUGUUUGCAACGAUGCUGAAGAUAUUUCCAAUUCUAGCCAUCCUUACAGGCCACGUCAGCGGUGUGGUGGUGACCGUCCCUGAGAAGACAGUGAAUGUCACUACAGGUGGAAACGCAACCCUCCUCUGUACAUACACGAGUUCUGGACCGCUGGGAAAUUUCUUUAUUCAGUGGAGCUUUUACAGUGCCAAAGAGAGCCAACUGAAUACCAUCUAUUAUUAUUCAGGAGGCCAGUCUUACUCCUAUGGAGAGUUUAAGAACAGGCUAACAGCUGCAACAGGUCCAGGGAACGCAUCAAUAACAAUCUCCAACAUGCAGCCCUCAGACACCGGUUCCUACACCUGCGAAGUUUUCAGCCCUCUGGGUGAUGCUGGCCAGAGUCAAAAAUCUGUGAUUGUCAAUGUGCUGGUCAAACCGUCAAAACCUUUCUGCAAAAUCGAAGGAACGCCUGAAAAAGGCCAUCUAAUCUACCUCUUAUGCAAGUGUGAAGAAGGAUUGCCUCACCCUACCUACCACUGGUACAAAGUAGACGAGAACACCCUCAAGCCUGUGACUGAACAAUUUAAUCCAAACACUGGCAUUCUUUACAUCGGCAAUCUCACCACCUUUGAAACCGGGUAUUACCGGUGCAUAGCCAAAAACAUCCUGGGGAACAGCACCUGCGAGCUUGACCUAACUGCAAAGCACAGUGGUAUCGUUGCUGGAGCAUUAAUUGGAGCAGUUCUGGUAGCUGCUAUCAUUUGCAUUAUCGUCUGGGUCUUAACCAAGAAGGCAAAGAAUAAGACGUCAUCAAGUAAUGAGAUGCAAGAAAUGGCUCAGAAACAAUCCAAUGCAGAGUAUGUUCAGGUACCUAACGAAGAAAACAUCCCUGCGACCACAGUCCCAUCAAGCAAUGCAACAAAUGAACACCCUGGGGUUGAUGAAAUGCCAGCCUCUGCAACACCUGAAAAUGAUGAGAAGCAAGAAGCGGAAAAAGAAGAACUAGCCUAG